GGUGUUCCCCCUCGUGUCCCCGUCCCGCUCCCACCGGAACUACAACUCCCAGCAGCCCCCGCGCCCGCCGCCGCUCCGCCAUUGGCCGCCGCGGGGGCGUGCUGCGCCGGGCUCUCCAUUGGCUGUCGCCGUGGCAACGGGGGGCGGGGGCGGGGCAGGGGCGGGGCCCGGGGCGGCCCCUCCCGGCGCCGCGGGUUUGUUUGCGGCCGCCCGGCGGCGGCCGGAGGGAGCGGAGCGGAGCGGGGAGCGGAGCCGGGCCCAGCCCAGCCUCGGCGGGACGGGCAUGAGGAGCCGGGGAUCGCGGAACCGCCAGCGCCCCCCACCCGGGGUCGGUGCGCCGUGGGCGGCGCCGCGGAGCCCGCCCUGAGGCGCCGGUCUCCCGGAGACGUCGCGCCGGACCCCGGUGACCCGCCGCCCGCCCCGUCCCGUCCCGCCGGGGCCGCUUGAAGGGGGGAUCUGGGCUAUGCGGUGGUGGCUGCGCGCCGCCGUCCUUAGCCUGCUCGCCGGCGCCGGCGCUGAGGGCAGCGGCCAGAGCGAGUCCCGGGCCGUGGUGGGGCGAGUCGGGGAGAGCACGGUGCUGGGCUGCGACCUGCUGGAUGCCCACGAAGACCGGCCCCCCCUCUACGUGAUCGAGUGGGUCCGCUUCGGCUUCGUCCUCCCCAUCUUCAUCAAGUUCGGGCUCUACUCGCCGCGGGUGGACCCGGAGUACAUCGGUCGCGUGCGGAUUGAGGAAGGCGCCUCGCUGCGCAUCGACCUCCUGCGCGCCGAGGACCAAGGCUGGUACGAGUGCCGCGUGCUCUUCCUCGACCGCCACAGCACCGACGCCGACUUCCAGAACGGCACCUGGAUCCACCUCACCGUCAACGCGCCCCCCACCUUCCUGGAGACCCCCCCUGCCUUCGUGGAGGUGCGGGACCAGGACGCGCUGAGCCUUACCUGCACGGCUGUCGGCAACCCCCAGCCCGUUGUCAUCUGGAAGAGGAGUGACCUGGCUGUCCAGAGUGGGGACACAGUGCAGGUGAGGAACGGGACGCUGAGCAUCGCCGUCGUGGAGCGCGCCAGCGCCGGCACCUACACCUGCCAUGCUUCCAGCAAGGAGGGCACCAUCACCCACACCACCCGCGUGCUCGUGCAGGGGCCACCCGUCAUCGUGGUGCCACCCCAGAACGUCACCGUCAACAUCUCGCAGGAUGCCUUUCUGGCGUGCCAGGCCGAGGCGUACCCGGGAAACCUCACCUACACCUGGUUCCAGGGCAGCACCAAUGUCUUCCACCUCAGCCGCCUCCAGCCUCGGGUCCGCGUCCUGGUGGACGGGAGCCUCUUGCUCCAGCGAACGACCCCGGAUGAUGCCGGCAAAUACACCUGCGUCCCCAGCAACGGGCUGUGGAAGCCACCGUCUGCCUCGGCCUUCGUCACAGUGCUGUAUCCGGCGCAGGUGACCGCCAUGCGCCCGGAGACCCACCUGCCCAAGGGGAUGCAGGGUGUGAUCCGCUGCCCCACCAGGGCCAACCCCCCGCUGCUCUCCGUCAGCUGGACGAGGGACGGGCGCCCGCUGGAGCUGGACAAGCUCCCUGGCUGGUCCAUGAGACCGGACGGCUCCAUCGUCAUUGCGACGGGGAACGACGACGCGCUGGGAGUGUACGCGUGCACCCCGUACAACAGCUACGGCACCGCUGGCGAGUCCCAGCCCACCCGUGUCCUGCUGAAGGACCCCCCCGCCUUCACGGUGCGCCCCAAGGAGGAAUACUUCCAGGAGGUGGGCCGGGAGCUGGUCAUCCCCUGCGCCGCCCACGGGGAUCCCCCCCCAACUAUCACCUGGACGAAGGUGGGCAGCGCGGGGAGGAGCGGUGCCCAGGUGGACGGGAACAGCAGCCUCGUCUUCCGCCCCCUCGUCAAGGAGCAGCACGGGGUCUGGGAGUGCGCGGCCACCAACCAGGUGGCCAGCGUUAGCACCGCCACCUCCGUCCACGUGCUGGGUACCAGUCCUCACGCUGUCACCAACGUCUCCGUACUCCCGCUCCUGCUGGCAGCCAACAUCUCCUGGGAGCCGGGCUUUGACGGGGGUUAUUUCCAGAGGUUCAGCGUCUGGUACACACCGCUGGUGAAGCAUCCGCCCCGGGCGCAUCACGACUGGGUGUCGCUCUCGGUGCCGGUGGGGGCUCAGCACCUCUUGGUGGAGAAUCUGCAGCCGGACAUGAGCUACCAGUUCAGCGUCCUGGCCCAGAACAAGCUGGGCAGCGGCCCCUUCAGCCAGAUCGUCACCUCCGUGCCCAGGGGCUUCCCAGUGACCACAGUGCCUCCGGAGCCGCCGGCCAUGACCGUGCGCGUCUUCCUCUCCCCGCCGCAGGCUCUGACCGCCAACGAGACCGCGCGCGGGGUCCUGCUGCGGUGGGAGCCCCCGGCUCAGUUCUCGGUGGCGCUGAGCGGUUACGCGCUGGAGCUGCGGCAGGACAAGGGCGGUUGGGAGGUGCUGGACCGCUCCAUCCCCAGCACCAAGACCCAGGUCCUGGUGCCAGGACUCAUCAAGGACGCCUUCUAUGAGUUCCGACUGGUGGCCUUUGCUGGCAGCUACAUCAGCGAUCCCAGCAACACGGUGAACGUCUCCACGGCAGGCAUGGAGGUGUAUCCGUCUCGCACCCAGCUGCCGGAGCUCCUGCCGCAGCCGGUGCUGGCCGGGGUCAUCGGGGGGAUCUGCUUCCUCAGCGUGGCCGUCAUCUUUAGCACCAUGGCCGCCUGCAUCAUGAACCGCCGGCGAGCCGCGCGCGUCCAGAAGCGAAGGCAAGAUCCACCACUCGUCUUCUCCCCCAGCAAGAAGCUUCCACCUCCGCAAAAUUCUCGUGGCUCUGGUAGCCCAGACAGCACUGUGAAGCUGAAGCUGCAGCCGUCUCCCUACCGGAGCCUACGCCGGACGCUGCUGUGGGGCGAGAAAGCCGGCACCAGCCUGGGUCUCAGCAUUGCCGGGGCUGGCUCGCGGUACGCCCUGUACGAGAGCCACGUCGGGGAGCACGUGCCCCUGGAGCGCAUCUGCCGCGGCCCCGACGGACGCUUCGUGGUGGAGACCGACACGCGGCCGCAGGAGAGCGGCUUUGGGGGGCUGCCCUACGCCCAGCCGGAGACGCACCCCCCGGGGCCGCAGCCCUACCUGCAGCUGCCCAAGGAGGAAGAGGAGGAGGAGGAGGAGCCCAUCUGGCGCAAGGGGGUCUCUCUGCGCCCCCGUCCCAUGGGCCAAGCCGGUCGGGGAGCCCGUGCCGCCGGCUACCGCCAGGGCCGCUACUUUGGCUACGGCAGCAGCAGCCCCGUGGACGAGGCGGCGGCGGCACUCUGCAUCAUCAACAUCAGCCCCGUGGCCUCCGCCGCCGCCGCCGCCGCCACCCUGCCUUACAGCACCCGGGAGGAGCUGCGCGACAGCCCCCCCAGCGCCGCACCCUGCCCCAGCCCCGCCAGCGCCCUGUGGGACUCGCUGCCCCUCGAGGGCUCCUCCCGGCCCCCCCUGGCACCCCCGGCCACCCCCAGUCCCAGCCUGGGGUGCAGUCGGCAGCCGGCCGCCCCCCCGGCCCAGAGCGGGAUCCUCCAGUACCUGAGCCUGCCCUUCUUCAAGGAGAUGUGCGUCGACGGCGACUGGCCGCCCCCGGAGGAGCUGGCUGAGCCCAGCCACGCUGGUGGCCAGCCAGACCCCGCCGCCAGCCCCCCACCGGGGGCUGGGGGCUCCCCGCAGGGCGCGGGACGGACGCUGUGCCCGGACUGCAAUGACACAAGUGCCAACGUCACCCCCGCUUUCCUCAAGCUCCCCAAACUGCCCGUGGGUCCCGCCAAGGCCUCGCUGCCCGGCACCCCCGCCUGGCCUGGCUCCCCCGGGGCCACCCUGCAGCCCCCCACCCCCCCGGCUCACCCCAGGACUGAGGCCAUGCCCCCCUCCGGCCCCGCGGAGCCCCGGUGGGCACCGGGCCGGCCGCCGGACCCUGCGCCCCCGGAGAAGCUGCUGCGGGGCAGUUUGACCAGCCAGAGCAGCGGCCGGGGCAGCGGCUCCUUCUUGCGGCCCCCCUCGGUGGCGCCCCCCCUGGGGGGCAACUGCCUGGCCCCCCGCCUCGGGGAAGGGGGCAGCUGGCCCAGCGGAGGCUCGGCGGCGGAGGAGGGCAGGGCGAGGAUGGAUGCGGCGCUCGGCAGCACCGGGAAGAGGAGGAACACCUCGGUGGACGAGAACUACGAGUGGGACGCGGAGUUCGCCCUGGAAUCCGACAUCCUCCAGGCGCUGCAGCUCUACCGCAGCGGGGACCCGGCCCGACCCGUCUCCACCAUCGCCCUGCGCGACCUGGAGCGGCAGAAGCCCGGCGGCGGCUCCUCCCCGGUGAGCUCGGUGUCGGCGGAGGCGUUGGCGGCGGCGGGUGCCCCCCCGGAACGCGGCACGGCCUUGCGCCAGGAGCUGGCGACGACGUCCCGGCGUCGCAGGGAGGUGACCCAGCAGCAGCGGCGGCAGCAGCGCCUGGACCCCCGCGGGUGCUGCGCCGAGCGCUUCGAGUUGGCCACCCUGCUCUAGGGAGGACCCCCCCA
Chroicocephalus ridibundus (black-headed gull) is the source of this 4548-nucleotide messenger RNA. It is a transcript of the gene IGSF9, whose product is annotated as immunoglobulin superfamily member 9. The transcript has 20 exons. The record is from RefSeq and is a predicted model, not a curated record. Gene Ontology annotation, molecular function: protein binding. The coding region runs from base 464 to 4534 and encodes 1356 amino acids. Gene Ontology annotation, biological process: cell-cell adhesion. NCBI's taxonomy places the organism in Eukaryota, Metazoa, Chordata, Aves, Charadriiformes, Laridae.